AUGGUUCGUUUCCCGCUGCUCGUCCUUGCUGGUGUUUCAUCCUGUCUGGAAGCAGCAUGUGCCUCCUCCAAAGCCUCCAACGCCUGCUCGGCCGUGAGUCUCUCUCGUGCCCUCCCCGACAAUGCCAAAGUCUUGUCAGCCGUCGCGGUUCCGGCCGGCGGUUCCUACGGAGAGGGCUCGGCUAACCUGGCGUACCCAACCAACCCGACCAACAUGCCAGCUACCUGCACCGUCGUCGUCAAUGUAACGACCUCGAAGACGUCCUCGCACCGAUUUGGCCUCUUUAUGCCCACGACCACGUGGAAUCAGCGGUACCUGACCGUCGGUAACGGUGGCUUCUCCGGCGGUAUCAAUUGGCUCGACAUGGGCGCUGGCCUGCAGUACGGCUUCGCUGUUGCGUCCACCGACAUGGGCCACAAUUCUUCCAUGUUUGACAUAACUUGGGCCUUGGGAGAAACGGAGAAGCGUCUCGACUUUGGCUUCCGCGCCACUCACGGUACCACAGUCAUGGCUAAGAAACUAGUUGAAUCCUUUUACGCCUCCAAGAUCAAACACUCAUACUACUCUGGAUGCUCUACUGGCGGCCGCCAGGGUCUCAAGGAAGCCCAGCUGUAUCCCGAAGACUUCGACGGCAUGCUGAUCGGUGCCCCGGCGUGGUGGACGUCCCAUCUCCAGGCCUGGACUACCAAGCUGGGCAUCUACAAUCUGCCCGAGGGUGCGGCAAAUCACAUAGACGCCUCGCUAUAUCCAAUCCUGGCCGCUGAAGCCGUUUCCCAGUGCGACGCCGCUGACGGCCUCAGCGACGGUAUCAUCAGUGCUCCCCACAAGUGCCUCUUCAAUUUAAACAAGAUGCUCUGCUCCGACUGCAAAACUAGCAAUUGCCUCACGACCGAGCAAGCGCAGACGGUGAAGAACAUCUAUUCGGACUACGUCAUCGGCGGCAAGCUCACCUUCCCCGGCCUCGAAAUAGGUUCUGAGGGUCAAUGGGGGGUUUCCAUCUCCGGGUCGGAGCCUGCGUCUCUAGGCCUCCAGUACAUUCAGUACAUGCUGCUAGACAACCCCUCAUGGCCAUGGGAGAAAUAUAAUGACUCCAUAGUCGCCCUCGCCGAUAAGAAGGAUCCUGGCGAUUGCACCGCUGACAACUACGCCGCCAUGGCCGGCUACCGCGCUCGUGGCGGCAAGGUGCUCAUGUACCACGGCAUGGCUGACGCCCUCAUUUCUACCGGAAGCUCUACGCACUUUUACGAGUCGGUCGCCACUACUCUGGGCGGCAUGACCAAGCUCUCUAACUGGUUCCGCUUCUUCCUUGUGCCUGGACUGCAGCAUUGUUCCGGCACUGCAGUCGAUGCCCCCUGGUACUUCGCCGGUGGCAACCAGGCUGGCGCUAUAGGCACGGGGGUGUUCUCGGUCCCCGGUUUCACUGACCCGAAGCACGAUGCCAUGAUGGCACUCAUGGAUUGGGUUGAGAAGGGCACCCCAGUCGAUCGCAUCGUGGCCACCACAUGGGUUAGAGCUACGGAUCCGUCGUCUGGCGUUCUGAGGCAACGCCCCAUCUGUCCUUAUCCUAGCCAUGCCGCCUACAGUGGCAAGGGUGAUGUUAAUGCAGCCACAAGCUGGGUUUGCAAGGAAUGA
Molecule: messenger RNA, 1632 nt
Organism: Ilyonectria robusta
Lineage: Eukaryota; Fungi; Ascomycota; Sordariomycetes; Hypocreales; Nectriaceae
Product: feruloyl esterase-like protein B
Exons: 1
Coding region: 1-1632 (543 amino acids)
Source: RefSeq, a predicted model, not a curated record